Molecule: messenger RNA, 1682 nt
Organism: Podarcis muralis (Common wall lizard)
Lineage: Eukaryota; Metazoa; Chordata; Lepidosauria; Squamata; Lacertidae
Gene: CENPW
Product: centromere protein W
Biological process (GO): kinetochore assembly; mitotic cell cycle; chromosome segregation
Cellular component (GO): kinetochore; nucleoplasm
Molecular function (GO): DNA binding; protein heterodimerization activity
Source: RefSeq, a predicted model, not a curated record
GGGCCGAGCAGGCGGAUUGGCCCGGCGGCGGCCGUGACGUCACCCUGCGCGCGGCGGCAGAUUCGAAACUCCUCGGGCGCAGGCGCGGCUGGAGCAGGAAGGCCGCUCUACUUGAGAGAAAAGAGAGGGAGCCGCCGCCGCCGGGAUGAAGAACACCGUUCCGCGGAGCACCGUGAAGAAGCUGCUGAGCAAGCACAAGCCGCACUUGCGCAUGCGCGCCAACACCGACCUGCUGGUACAUUUGAAUGUCUUACUGUUUCUCCAUCGACUAGCUAUAGAAACCAGGACCAAUGCUAUUGCGGAAAAGAGCAAAACAAUUAAAUCUCGACACGUUCGCUCUUCAGCAAAGGUUGUUUUAAAGAAGAGCCGAGGCUAAAGUCAAGAAGUAUUCCUUCAUCCCCUGAUUGAUUCUGCGUAAUUACUGUCGUACAUGUGCUGAGGUUAAAAUAUCUGAAUUUUGUAUUUCUAUUUUUCAUAUUCAUAUUUUUUCAUAUUUUUCAGUAGAUAGAUAGCCAAAGCCAAUGCCAUUGUUAUUUGCAGGAGCUCACUACUUACUUUUUAAUUAGGGCAAUGUAAUAAAACUGAUGUGUAUAAUUAAUACAAUAGACAAAUGCAAGUUUUAACCUUGUAAUGUGUUCACUUGUUUAUAAUGAUUAAGCAAGAUGCCUUCUAUGAGACUAUGGCAAAUGUUAGAAGCCACUUUUAAUUCUCUAUAUAAAGUUACUUCUAGAAAAACAAAAUAUUUCUCUUUCUUUCUCUGAAUGAAUAUUUAUCAACAGGGUUGCUGUAAAUAUGCAUCUUUUCACUUGUUUAUAAACCUUUUUGGUUUUUGAGAUUAUUUUAAGUAACAUCACAAAUAAAAUAUUAUGGUUAAGCAAAUGUUUGAUGUAGGGGAUUCAAAUUGGGAAGUAGAACAUUUACAAAACAGUUUGUAAACAGAAUAUGAAAACAAAUGUUUCAGAAUGAUUUAUAGCAAUAAAGCUCUGCACAACUUCCCUCACUUGUUCAUUUCACAUGCUUUUCACUGUAUCACAGAGUAAAAGGAGAGGUGUUUUAGACAUGGUAAAUCCUGUUGGGGCCGGUUGCAGCAGCAGUUCCUAGGAAAGGACAGACACUGAUAUAUUCUUUCUCUUCCUUUACUGGUGUUGGAGAUGGCUAAAGGAAUGGAAAGCCCUGAAGUGUUCCCCUCACCCUCCUGUAUUCAUUUUUGGAAGAAGUAGCAAGUCUGUUAUCUCUCUUUUUUUAUACAGGAAAGAUAGAAAAAGUGUAACUGGAAGCCUUGGUCCCUAUGCCUGUAUCUUUCCUUUCCACAGCUAACUGUACCCAAGAAUACCAACCACAGGCUUCUAACUUCGGUCUCGUCAUUCAUAUUUGGAAUGCGAAUCUAAACUACUAAGUAUAAAUCCUUCAAAGGGAUAGAAAAAUUGCAAACAUUUAAAACUCCCACUUAUUACCAGUGUUUUGCAAAAUGAAAGCCAUUCACUUUCAAAACUUGUGGGUUGUUUCAUGUAUGCUACUUAGAAAUAUGAUUAAGUACAUGGUUAAGUCCCUUUUAAUUGAAUAGGGAAUAUACGAAAGCAUUUAUUUUUUCAUUGCCCUAGUGAAAGCAGAGUUUUAAAAUUAUUCUUUUUGUGUAUUAGGGCUUAGUGUUUCUGUUUGAGUGAAAUAAACUGUGACAUAGA